Molecule: messenger RNA, 5359 nt
Organism: Dermacentor andersoni
Lineage: Eukaryota; Metazoa; Arthropoda; Arachnida; Ixodida; Ixodidae
Source: RefSeq, a predicted model, not a curated record
GUCAAGGGCCGGUUUACAUGGCACGCGAGAAGCGUCAAAUGCGCAAAUUGCGGCGGACACGGCCACCUGAAAGUAUGCGCCUUUCUGGCUAAAAACGUCGUCAGCUUACCGUGGCGAAACCUGCAGGUGCAGUCCGUGGCGGCAUAGGAAGGUCGCAGCAAACGAACGACAGGGCUGGGAGAUGAGACGUCGCCGCUGUUUCACGAUGCUUUUGGCAGCAGUACUUGCGCUUGCCAUCACGACUGCCAGAGCGAUGCCUACGGCAGUGACAGUGGAGGCCGCUCCUGAUGACGCCACGACGGGAGCAGUAACAUUCUCGGACGACCUGCUCACCAUGGAAGGACAAAUACCAAAAGAUGGUUCCCAGUAUGGCGACUCUCGUUACGGGGACAUUGAAGACACAGACACAGAGCAUGACGUUAGCACCUCGACCAAAGUUUCUGCUCCGCUUCCCGAAGCCCCAACCGACGAUUCGGACGACGAUGUUCUCGGCCGUGUAGCAACUGCUACGAAGUUGUCAGGUUAUUCUAGCGACUCGCCUUCGAACUUGCAAACUGAGCCGAAAGUCCGCAGCAUUGGUGACAGUUCACGAGGUCACUCGCAGCUGUCAACCUUGAUACCAGUGACGACGGCGCAAACAGGGACAACUGGGACAUACCGGGAAUCCAUAUCCGAAGUCGCAAUAUCACCGAGUACGUACCCCACAACAGCACCAGCUAAAGUGCUGUUGGAGCUCAGUGACACGGGAAACGAGGGGAAGUUUUUUGGAGGGUCUGGCACGACUACACUGGCUGACGUUACGUCAGAACAACUUAGUAGCACUGAUUUAUCCAUCGGAAAGGAAGACCUGGUCUCCCGAAACAAGGAGGCCGAGACCCCUGAGAAAGAGCGCCCACCUAAAUCUGACGACCCAAACGGGAUGCAUAAAAAUGAACCAAUAGGAAGCGGACGCACUGACAGAGGCAGAGUUCCGGCUGUCAUCGUUUCAGCUAGAGCUGACGAGGAAGGUGCUUCUAGCAGCGACCGUGCAAAUCCCUUACCACAAAAGGGUGCAAUUGGCUCCGUUGCCCCUGCAUUGCAGGCAUCCCCGGCAGAAAGUGCGCAAAGCGGAUCUUCUGGCACUGCUCAAGUUGAUCAUCUGAUGGCAAGGGCUGGGGAAAAGCCUGACACGGAGAAAGAUGCAGGAGGAUCAGAUUCCCCCCGAGAAGACGCAAGUAAAGCUGGUAAAAACGAAAAAGAGGUAGCAACGUUGGCGAGUGCACCCGCUGGCGUAGGCGACGAACCACGGCAAGACACGCCCGGAACGAGGAACUUGAACACUGAUCCACCGGCUGCGGCGCGGGCUGCAAAUGAUCCCGUGCACUCGUCUCACCCAGGAAACUCGCCUGGCCAAGGAGCUGGUACGUCAAACAAGCCCACUGAAGGCACAGAAAAACUUGACGCUUCUGCGCUUUCAAAAGCAAGCCAAGCCGGUCUUCCUGAAUUGGGGGGACGAGCGGAACCACCGACGCCACAGCAAGGGCCAACUGGUAACGGUGGAAAAGGCGACACUGUAAGAACUGAUGACGCAGCGAGCCCCAAGUUGGGAGGUGGCUUGUCUGGUAGGGCAGCAGAUACCACAGAUAAGGCCUUGGAAGCGCCAAGAAAUGCCGAUGCUCCCACGGCCGGAGGCACAAACAAGGGGAACGAGCCUCUACCUGGAAGAGCAGAACAACCGAAGGCUACCGGCGGUGAACCUGGCGCUGGAGCUCAUCCUACAAAUAAGUCACCCGAAGUGCCGAGAAGUGCCGAUGCUCCUGUGGGCGGAAACAACAAAGCCAGUCAACCGGAAUCUCCGAGAGCAGAACAACCGAAGGCUGGCAGUGCAGAAUCUGGCCGGGGAGCUGAUCCUUCAAGCAACCCAGCUGAAGUGCCGAGAACUUCCGAUCUUCCUGUGGGCGGAAACAACAAAGCUGGUCAGUCGGAAUCUCCAAGAGCAGAACAACCGAAGGCUACCGGCGCUGAACCUGGUGCUGGAGCUCAUCCUACAAAUAAGUCACCCGAAGUGCCGAGAAGUUCCGACGAUCCUGUGGGCGGAAACAACAAAGCCAGUCAACUGGAACCUCCGAGAGAAGAACAACCGAAGACUGGCAGUGGAGAAUCUGGCCGGGGAGCUGAUCCUUCAAGCAAGCCAGCUGAAGUGCCGAGAAGUUCCGAUGUUCCUGUAGGCGGGAACAACAAAGCUGGUCAGUCGGAAUCUCCAAGAGCAGAACAGCCGAAGGCUACCGGCGGUGAACCUGGUGCUGGAGCUCAUCCUACAAAUAAGUCACCCGAAGUGCCGAGAAGUGCCGAUGCUCCUGUGGGCGGGAACAACAAAGCCGGUCAACCAGAAUCUCCGAGAGCAGAACAACCGAAGGUUGGCAGUGGAGAAUCUGGCCGGGGAGCUGAUCCUUCAAGCAAGCCAGCUGAAGUGCCGAGAAGUUCCGAUGUUCCUGUGGGCGGGAACAACAAAGCUGGUCAGUCGGAAUCUCCAAGAGCAGAACAGCCGAAAGCUACCGGCGGGGAACCUGGUGCUGGAGCUCAUCCUACAAAUAAGUCACCCGAAGUGCCGAGAAGUGCCGAUGCUCCUGUGGGCGGAAACAACAAAGCCAGUCAACCGGAAUCUCCGAGAGCAGAACAACCGAAGGCUGGCAGUGCAGAAUCUGGCCGGGGAGCUGAUCCUUCAAGCAACCCAGCUGAAGUGCCGAGAACUUCCGAUCUUCCUGUGGGCGGAAACAACAAAGCUGGUCAGUCGGAAUCUCCAAGAGCAGAACAGCCGAAGGCUACCGGCGCUGAACCUGGUGCUGGAGCUCAUCCUACAAAUAAGUCACCCGAAGUGCCGAGAACUUCCGAUGAUCCUGUGGGCGGAAACAACAAAGCCAGUCAACUGGAACCUCCGAGAGAAGAACAACCGAAGACUGGCAGUGGAGAAUCUGGUCGGGGAGCUGAUCCUUCAAGCAACCCAGCGGAAGUGCCGAGAAGUUCCGAUGUUCCUGUGGGCGGAAACACCAAAGCUAGUCAGCUGGAAUUACCUAGAACAGAGCAGUCGAGGCCACAGCAAGUGCAACCUUUCAUUGAUGCUGGGGGAAAGGGCGAAACAGCCAGAGAUGGGGACGCGGCAAAGCUGAAGACUGGCGGUGGUGAAUCUGUUCGUGGAGGAGAGACAGUAAACAAGCCCCAAGAAGUACCUAGAAAUAUGGAUGUUCCUGCUGGAGCGAACAAAGCUGGCCAGCCUGAAGCUCCAAGAGCGGAACAGCCUAAAGCACAAGGGCCAGGUAAGGCCAGCGACAGCUCAGAAGUGCCCAGGGCGGAGCAGCAGAACCCACCUGCUGUCAUGAAGGCAGUUACCGACAUGAACAGCGAAGGCAGGGAAGACAGCCAACCGGAGAUUCCGAAAACUGAGGUCCCGAAGCUACCUGCUCCAUCCAGCGCAGCUAGGGACGGCAAGGGAGAGGCUACACCAAGUAAAACUCAAGGAACUCUUCGCACGGACGAGGGUAAGACUGUCGUUGACGUGAAAGGCGACCCACCGGUAGCGGUCUCUGUACCUGAGGGAUCAAAGACAAAGGUCAUUGUUGAAGACAAGAAAGACUCCAAAGAGGGCAUCAAGAAGCCAGAAGCAACAAAAAUGGUCGAGGCAACCGAAUCCGAAACACACAUUUCAAUUGACGACCAUGAACCCGAUAAGAAACCUACGGCUGUGGUUGUUCAAGAGGAAAAACCACAUGAAGGUAUGAAGGACAAGAAUAAAGAAGCAGUGCUAGUCAUUAAAAACAUUACAAUUGAAGUGGAACCAGAGGCAGCUAAACCGGACUCCAAGCCAGAUAAAAUUGUUCCAGUUGUGCCACCAACGGAGACAGUGGUGUACCCACCUCCUCCAGUAUUAAGUCCUCCAUAUCAGCAACCUCCGGCUUAUCAACCUUAUCAGCCCUAUCAGGCGCCACCCUAUCAUCAACCUUCUGGAACCGUCGUAUAUAUACCACAGAGUGUUUAUCAGCCUGCCCCUCAUAUGACCUACGUGCCAGGCAACAUGUUGCCUUACCAAGGCCAGCACAUGAGUCCUUCAUACCAGCCGGUCCAGUAUCAACAACCUUACACUGGCUACCAGCAAGCUGCCUACCAUCCAGUCUACCAACCGACAUAUAAUCCCGUCAACGGUCCUGCCUAUCCGCAAGCCCAACAUGCAGCUUACAAUCCGGCGUACAUGCCAAGCUACAGGCCACAGCAACAAGUAAUCUACGUUCCACAAUAUCAGCCUCCACGUGCAAAUCCUUCAGGGCACUACAUUCCAAGCCAAGCGAGUCACCACGUAGUCUAUGCUCCUACGUACAAAGGCCAGCACAAUCCUGCCCCAAUGGUAGGUUACCAGGCAGGCUAUCCUCCUGCGGCUAACAUCCCUUACGCCGCACCCGCUUACCAGAACUAUCCGCGCUAUUCUCCACCUGCGAAACCAGCGUACCGCGCACAGCGACAGCGUGUGGUAUACUUGAGGCACAAACAGCCUGUCGUUAAGCGACCAGGUCAUCGGACUCUGUCUCACGGAGGCUACAGGCGCAAUGUGAACGAACAAAAUCAUGCUUCUCAACUGCACUUUGCGCCAGUGAUAGCUCACAAAGAGAAUUCAGCCGUGCCAAUCGACGCUCCCGCAUUGAAGACAAGUCCCGCAGCCCAUCCAGCCGCACUGGGCCCUUUGCAGAGUCACAGAGCACACAGCGCAGGUGAAAAUCCCCACUUCAAAGCCAGUCACCCACCGAAGAUGACGAUUUGGAAGGGACCAAUCUACAAUGAACCGCAUAUUCCUGUGGCCUACAGGAGAUCGGGGUUUCAUGACGAGGCUCCUGCUGAGGAAGAUAUGGAAUUUUUGGAAAUCUAUGAAGAUGGCGAUGCGUCGGUGGAGCACCCGAUGAACAUCGAGAGCCAGUUCGUCUAACUAUUGUGAUGGUUGUGUAGCCUUCCGCGUGUAAAGGCUCUUUCCGCUCCGUAAAAUUAUGUACCAAGUCGUAAAUAUUUAAACCUUAGAUAUAACUGUACAUACUUCUAGAGUGCUUCGCAAAACGCAUGCGAUCCGUGUUGACUUGCACGUAUGGUCUUUGACCUUCACUUCGUUUUCAGAUUUCCAUAACACCAUGCGAAGUAAACCCAUUUGGGACUGAAUACGGUGGCCAGAGCGCAGGAUGCUCUUUUACAACACAUCCUUACGGCGUUUUCUGUGCUUUUGAAUAUUCGUUGUAAUGUAACCGUAUAUUUUUCAUGAUACAAUUUUUAGCCUUCCACUGCAUUUGCAGAUUGUGACAGUGUGUACAUUUCUAUUUAAUAAAUGAUUCUUUAUGUUACACUUUAA